Messenger RNA from Penicillium brevicompactum, 597 nucleotides. RefSeq lists its product as uncharacterized. NCBI's taxonomy places the organism in Eukaryota, Fungi, Ascomycota, Eurotiomycetes, Eurotiales, Aspergillaceae. The coding region runs from base 1 to 597 and encodes 198 amino acids. The record is from RefSeq and is a predicted model, not a curated record. The transcript has 2 exons.
AUGGCUCAUCCCGCACCAUAUUUCCGGCCACAGGCUUCCAGAACUGGCUUCAGGAGCUCUAUGGACUUCGCUCACGUUCCACCCUCGCGCUUGCCUGUCACUGUGCACGGAAAAUCAAUACCUGCGUCAGUCACAGAACACAGUUUCUCAGAAACGCAAAGUUCAGAAUGGCUAGAGACUUCGUUCGACCAGUCUACAGCAGCGUCCACCAUCCAGCGCCGCCCUGGCAAUUGCAAGAAAGACAAUAAAAAAAGGGGACAGAGACGAAGGAAACAAGCGCGUCAGCUUCAAUUAGAGCACAAGCAGCUUCAAGAGCACAAGCAGCUUCAAUUAGAGCACAAGCAGCUUCAAUUAGAGCACAAGCAGCUUGAAAUUCGAAACAAGCAGCUUGUCUGUCAACAAACCCAGGGCCAAAUUGAGAAUCAGGGUCUACGUGAGCAGAUAAGGCGUCAUAAGGAGAGUUUGCGAAAAUUCCUCUACAGAUGUCAUGUCAAAGGUUCUUCUCUUGCCAAAUCAGUCGACAUUCUGCUCUCAGAUGCGCAACGUGUCCCAGAGGUGUACCAAAAAUGUGAGGUACGAGCAUCAAUUCGCGCAUGA